Anopheles darlingi is the source of this 830-nucleotide messenger RNA. RefSeq lists its product as uncharacterized. Lineage: Eukaryota; Metazoa; Arthropoda; Insecta; Diptera; Culicidae. The transcript is spliced from 3 exons. The record is from RefSeq and is a predicted model, not a curated record. Bases 84 to 725 code for a protein of 213 amino acids.
UGUGCUGCUAGAAGUCGCAACCGCCGCACCCGUCCGAUCGAGUGUAAAACGUGAAAAUCGGUUCGCAUUUCCCAAUCAAGAAAAUGUACAAAUACUUGGCGAUCGUUGCAGUGGUGCUGGCGUGUAAUGCCGGAAGCACAUCGGCCUAUUUUUGUUUUAACUGCACCACGGCCGAAAACCCCAACUGUUUGAACCCGGACACCAACAAUCUGAUGUUAGAAUGUCCCCCGUCCCCUCUGACCUCCUGCUUUACGCGCAUAGUCGGCCAACACGUUGUGCGUGGCUGUGCCGCGGCAUUGUCGCAAACGGAAGUGGGCAACUGUAACGAGGUGAACAACUGCCAGCUGUGCACGAACGAUAUCAAUGUUACCCCGGUCUGCAACGGUAAUCUGUUCCCGCAUGGACGCCUUACCUGCCACCAUUGCGAAGGACCGACCAACAGUUCCGAAUGUUCGGAGGAAAUUUCGACCCCACCACGGCCCUGCCUGCUUUUCCAGCCGGACGAUCAGUGCUUCGUGCAGGUCGAAAGUGAAACCGUGAUCCGUGGGUGCACCUCGUCCAAUACGGGCUGCAGUACCAACCGGAACUGCCACACGUGCUCCGGAAACGGGUGUAACUUUAGGCACUUUGAGCACAGUGCCGCCAGUAGCUUGAUGUCGAUCGGUUGGGUUAAGCUGCUCGUCGGUGCCAUCACGAUCGGUGUUGCCGUCGGCCAUCGGUCAUAGGCGGGACUCGGACAACGCAGCGAAUAUGUGUAGUUUGUAAUGUGUAGCAUUUAGAGCAACCAUGCCUUAUUCCGGAAAAUGGAACGACUUCAAUAAAGAAACAGU